AAGGCUCUUUUCACAAUUUAGAUCUCUCUCCCUCUUUGUUUUGUAUCACAAAUUAAGCAGUUGAAGAAUGGACUCUACAAUGGAACGGAGCUCUAACAUCAUCGAUCUGCCUAAUGAAGUCCUGGUGGAUAUACUUUUCAGGCUUGCAGUCAAACAUGUCCACCAACUUCAAACAGUUUCAAAGCUGUGGCUCAGAACUAUCUCUAGUCCACAUUUCAGAAGACUCUACAACAUGAAAUCCUUGAAUCGUCCUCGAGCACGUGUAGUUCAAGUAUCUGACUACAAGCAUUCACCGAGUGGCAUGGAAAUGAUUAGUCGAACUAUUUCUAUUUCGACCAUGGAUCUCGCUGUUGACAACAGCGAGAUCCAGAAAAAUUUCAGUUUUGAGGAUAUUAUUGCCCCUGAACACUCUUUCUUCAUCUUCUCCAACCUCAUCAUUUUCAAUCACAAGUGCUGUGGAGUUCAGAUUUGAGACCCUCACAUUAAGAGAUGGCGGACCAAUUCCUAGCUCUUGGCAAUCCCUAGCACACCAAGAAUGGUUUUCUUACAAGGUUCAUUCAACAUGUGUAAACAAUGUAAUUUAUUGGUUAGUUGGAAGAGCAGAUAGAAUGGAAAAUCAUAUUAUUUCGAUGGAAAUUGAGAAUGAAGAAUUCUUGAGUUCCGUCGGUUGCCCCAAAGAUCCCUAUUAUGAAGAGUUUCCAAUAAUUGAGAAUGGUGAGUUAGCUGAUUUGAAUGGGAAAUUAUGUUUAGCUUACCAAUCAGAAGAAUUGUCAAGGAUAGAUCUAUACGUUCUCAAGGAUCAUAAGAAGCAAGAAUGGGUCAAGGAACACAUCAUCAAUUUAUCAGGUAUGGGAAGUUUGUUCAAAAUAAUGGGGUAUGUACCAUUAAACGGUAACAAUGGUGAAAUUAUGAUUGACGGCGGGAAGAAGCCUCUCCUCUACAACAUUGAAGAGAAUAGGUUUAGAAAGCUGGCAAGAUCUAAAAUGAAUAUUCAUAUUGGUUUGUAUUUUGAUAGAUGUUUUAACUUAGGAAGCACAAGACUAACUUUUCAACAAAGGCAGUGAUUUGUUUUCCGAGGGAGAUCAACUCUGAGUAGAUAUGAGUUGAUCUUUGUAAUUUGUUUAAAUUUUCUUGUUCAAUGAACUAGUCUGAGGACUCAAGUCACCAACUUCCUUUGAACUUGGCUGCUAUAUUAUUACAACUA
This is a messenger RNA of Nicotiana tabacum (common tobacco), 1204 nucleotides long. NCBI's taxonomy places the organism in Eukaryota, Viridiplantae, Streptophyta, Magnoliopsida, Solanales, Solanaceae. The record is from RefSeq and is a predicted model, not a curated record.